AUGACAGCUAGCAAAGUCACCGUGAUUCAAACAACGUCAAAACACAAAUUAAUCUUCAAAGUUAUUUUCUGUUUUCUUCAUCGUCUGUUUCAUCAUCGUUUUUCUCCCCCUUCACUGCCUUUACACUUACAUUUACAGUUCUUCUUCUUCUUCUUCUUCUUCUUCUUCUUCUUCUUCUUCUUCUUCUUCUUCUUUCCAGUUUACCUUGAAAGUUCUUUUUCUUUACAGUUCCUCCUGAAAGCACUUCCUUUUUUCUUCUUCUUUUCUUCUCUACAGUUCUUAUUGAAAUUUCUUCUUUACAGUUCCUCUUUAGAGUUCUAUUUCUUUAUUGUUCCUCUGAAAAGUCCUUCUUUUUCGUCUUCUAUUGAAAGUUCCUAUUUUUCUCUGCAGUUCCUUCCGAAAGUUCUGUUUAUCUUGAAAGUUCUUCUUCUUCUUCUUCUUCUUCUUCUUCUUCUUCUUCUUCUUCUUCCCCUCCUAUUCGUACCUCCUCCUCUACCUUCCCCUUCUUCUUAUUAUUUUUCUUCUUCUUCUUCACCUCCUCCUCUACCUUCUUUCCCCUUCUUCUUCUUCACCUCCUCCUCUACCUUCCUUCACCUUCUUCUUCUUCUUCUUCACAUCCCCCUUCUCUCUUUUACACCCAACGUCACUGCGUGGAAGGAGAAUGUUUUAUUCCAAUCUCUUAUUAUCUAUCUAUCUAUCUAUCUAUCUAUCUAUCUAUCUAUAAAUAAAGCGCUGGCGUUAUUCUCUCUCUCUCUCUCUCUCUCUCUCUCUCUCUCUCUCUCUCUCUCUCUCUCUCUCUAUAUAUAUAUAUAUAUAUAUAGGCCCGUUCAUAUCUCUAUAUCUACCAUCUAUUUAUCUCGGCCCGUUGAUAUCUAUCUAUCUAUCUAUCUAUCUAUCUAUCUAUCUAUCUUUUUCUGCUUGCCCAUAUGUAUCUGUCUCUCUCUCUCCUAUCUAUCUUUAUAUAUAUAUAUAUAUAGAUAUAUAUAUGGGCCCGUUCAUAUCUAUCUAUCUAUCUAUCUAUCUAUCUAUCUAUCUAUCUAUCUAUGCCUAUCCAUAUCUAUCUAUCUAUCUAUCUAUCUAUCUAUCUAUCUAUCUAUCUAUCUAUGCUGGAUAGAUGGAGCUCCUCAAAUCGGGAUGGACAGUUCAUCUAGGAUAACACUUCUUAAUAUUUCUUCUGUUCUUGUUCCAUCCUUCUUUUUUACUUUUUUCCAUCCUGAAAGUUCUUCUUCUUCUUCUUCUUCUUCUUCUUAUUAUUAUUAUUAUUAUUAUUAUUAUUAUCGAAGUUCACCUUUCUUCUUCUUCUUCUUCUUCUUCUUCUUCUUCUUCUUAUUAUUAUUAUUAUUAUUAUUAUUAUUAUUAUUAUCUUUUUCCUGUUAUAUCAUAUAUUCUCCUGGUUCUUCUUCAUUUAUUAUUAUUAUUGUUAUUGGAACUUCUUCUUCUUCUUCUUCUUCUUCUUCUUAUUAUUAUUAUUAUUAUUAUUAUUAUUAUUAUUAUCAGGGGUUUUUCCUGUUAUAUCAUAUAUUCUCCUGGUUCUUCUUCAUAUUAUUAUUAUUAUUGUUAUUGGAACUUCUUCUUCUUCUUCUUCUUCUUCUUCUUCUUCUUCUUCUUCUUCUUUCUUCUUCUUCUUCUUCUUCUUCUUCUUCUUCUUCUUCUUCUUCUUCUUCUUUCGAUACUUCUGCGUUUGAUGCUUCUUAUAUUUCUUCCUUUUUACUUCUUGUAUAA
Messenger RNA from Acanthosepion pharaonis, 1722 nucleotides. The record is from the annotation of a GenBank genome assembly. NCBI's taxonomy places the organism in Eukaryota, Metazoa, Mollusca, Cephalopoda, Sepiida, Sepiidae.